Diaporthe batatas is the source of this 2349-nucleotide messenger RNA. RefSeq lists its product as uncharacterized. The record is from RefSeq and is a predicted model, not a curated record. Lineage: Eukaryota; Fungi; Ascomycota; Sordariomycetes; Diaporthales; Diaporthaceae. The coding region runs from base 358 to 2349 and encodes 663 amino acids. The transcript has 8 exons.
GCCUUGGGCAGCCCACGCGACCUUGUGGCGUCGCCAGUAGUCCUGAUUUACAAUCAUCCCGCUGCCAUCAAACGGGGCCACUAGCCGGCUGUGUCUCCUCACCACCCUUCUCUCGGCCAAUGGGACCACCACACAACUCUGGCACGCUGGUUUCGGUUUGCUCGGCCAAAAGCCUCGCGGAUGGCGGUUUAGUCGUAAAUGGCGGGGCCACAUGCGUGCACCCUCAAGAUCUUCGAUGUCCAUCUGAGUUGCGCCAGCUGCGCCCGCUGCGCCAGUUGACACUGUGAAUGUACUGCUCGCCGAUUCGCCAGUCUGCCAGUACACAGCACUGCGUGGUUGAGUGGCCACCGGCCACCGAUGCCACCGAUGCCACCGAUGCCACCGAUGCCACCGAUGCCACCGAUCUGCUUCUGCCCUGCUCCACAGGCACAGGCCCGCACAAUUCCAUCGCUGUCUGCCAGUCGCUCGCAACCACAGCUCAAGGGCCCAUCCUACAGGUUCCGCCACGGAGGCCCGGUGGUGCUGCAAAUUGCAGGAAUACGCCCUUGCCCGUCCCCCGUUUCCGCUGUCUGCAGCUCGAGACGCAGGUACCACAACCUCAAGAGGGAAGAAACGCCCUGCGGCGGCCACAUGUGUGAUUUUCCUCGGCGGUGCUAUUCUCGUCAUUUCCGAGACAACCGCAGCUCAGCGCCCUAUUACCACCACGACAAGGAUGGCGCCUCAUGCCUGGCGACUGGAAAUGCUCAUUCCCACGGCGCUCGCUGCCUCCUCGACUCGAACGUCACAUCCCAGUGGCUUCCUGCACUAGCUGUUCAUCACGUUCUUACCGUUUCACGACGCUGCUUAUGUCAUUCUGGCACAGGCACCUACUGUGUAGACGGGCAGACGGGUCGCAGCCCUGACGCCUCCAUCACAACCGGGCGUCGCAUGGCCACCACGGCAUGCGGCCCAUUGUACAUUUGUCCCCAGCUUGAACGCGCAUGGCUGCUGCUGGUUACGGACGCCUUGCUGCAAGGCCAUUGUAGGCCCACUGCCGCUCCUACAACGGACCGAGGAACGACUGGAAAGAUUGUAUACCACAGUAAAAGAAAUACCCCGGACCAGGAGGGUGGAGUCGCCCUCGGAGCUGCUUCUUGCGCGCUGGCCUCACAGUACGGAGUAUAUCGACAAGGCCAGACCAACAGUUGCGCCGAGCAUGAGGUGAGGCGCCGUCUCUGCUAUGCCAUCAGCCAUCAGCCACCAGAUGCCGCGGUCAAAUGCGUCUCGGGCUCAGCAUGCACUGUACUGUACCUGAGACUCUUUAUGCUCUGUGCACUAUGCUCAUUCGGGAAAGCAUCCCCGUCUUGGGCAAACUCUUUCGCCAACGCUGGCGUCUCCCCGAAUCCAUCCGGCUCGGUGACAACCAGACAGCAGACACCAGACAACUCGCAAGCGGCGAUCCUCAGGAAAUUGAGACACUGUUGGGCCAGUCUCGGCUGGACCUGUCGUCAUCUUCAUUUCAGGAUGACUCGGAUACGAAAGGGCAGGUUUUCCAAGGCCCGUCUGCGAAAAGGCCAGCACGACAGCUCAGCCAAUGUUGACGCGCCGGGGCUCCACCACGGCCAGCCACACCCGCGUCAGUUGCGCGUCAAAAAAACAAGGCCAGGCCAUAGUACGGAUGUGGACUGCCCCGUUCUGCCCGUCUGCCCGUGUGCUCCAUGCACGUCAACAGGAGCAUCGGCCAGGCCUCGGGAUCUGAAGUGUAGAUGUCUGCGAUCAAGAGGGGUCAUUGGUGCGAGGGCUCACAAGACGGCAAUUCGCACGUUUGACGAUGCUGCGGCUUGGAUGUCCCGAGGGAGAGAUAAAAAAAGCGAAUGUCAGCUUGGUCCUUCUCUCUCAUUUGCCAAUCAACGAAAACAAGAACGACCAGCAGAACCACGCAGAUUGGGCACUCGUCAAAUCGCGUCGCGCGUCAUGAGGCCCCGGGACACUGCAUUGGAACUUCCUUUUGGGCGACGUGAGGGCUCAGAUUUGCCGCGGGAACAUCGGACCGCCCUCGAUAUGAUCGGUGGCCGCCCAGUUAAUCCCGCUGGCAUAGAUUCAUGUAUCCACGUCACAGUGGACACAUGCUCCUGGAUAUUUCAUGUCUUGCUUCUCUUCCGUGACGAGCACCACUUCAUGGGGCGGACUGUGUCUGUUGUUGCACCGCAUGCCUGCGUAGUGUCCACUCGUUUCCAGCCAGCUGGCUUGCGCAUGUUGGAAGCCAUACUACAUGUCGUGAUUGUUCCCGAAUUGCGAGACAUAGCAGAGCGUUCCUGCCUGGGCUGGCAUUCGCUCAACCAAGCGCCCAAGGGUCGGCAACUUCACUAA